GCGCGCGGCCGCCCCGGCCCGUGCCCGCGUCCGUGCGGUUGCUGCGGAGGGGGGGAAGGGGCCGGCUCGCUGCCCGCCGGCCCGGCCCGUCUGCGGGCGGAUUGAUGUGGGGGGGUCUGACAUGAGUCCGCCGGCGGCCGGGUGCUGCCAUGUGACCGGCUUCAAGGUGGAGAACUGGAAGCAGAACCUGCGGGCGAUUUACCAGUGCUUCGUGUGGAGCGGCUCGGCCGAGACCAGGAAGCGCAAGGCAAAGUCGUGCAUUUGUCAUAUGUGUGGUGCCCACCUGAACAGACUCCACUCUUGCCUCUACUGUGUCUUCUUUGGCUGUUUUACAAAGAAGCACAUUCACGAGCACGCAAAGACAAAGCGACACAAUUUAGCCAUAGACCUUUUGUAUGGGGGUAUAUACUGCUUUAUGUGUCAAGAUUACAUAUACGACAAAGACAUGGAACAAAUUGCCAAAGAAGAACAACGAAAAGCUUGGAAAUUACAAGCCUUCACUCCAACAGUGGUUUCUCACUACCAGUGUACAAUGACAGGCAUUGGAGAGAAGUAUUCAACAUGGGAGCCAACCAAACGAGAGUUAGAAUUGCUACGACACAACCCCAAGCGGCGAAAAAUAACCACAAACUGCACCAUAGGUCUACGAGGGCUAAUCAAUCUUGGGAACACAUGUUUUAUGAACUGUAUUGUCCAGGCACUUACCCACACUCCACUGCUGCGAGAUUUCUUCCUCUCCGACAGGCACAAAUGUGAAAUGCAAAGCCCCAGCUCAUGUCUGGUCUGUGAAAUGUCUACGCUUUUUCAGGAGUUUUACUCUGGGCACCGAUCUCCUCACAUUCCAUAUAGGUUAUUGCACCUGGUAUGGACUCACGCACGGCAUUUAGCAGGGUACGAGCAACAAGAUGCACACGAGUUCCUCAUCGCUGCGUUAGAUGUGCUGCACAGACACUGCAAAGGUGAUGAUAAUGGCAAGAAGGCGAACAACCCCAACCACUGUAACUGCAUCAUAGACCAAAUCUUCACAGGCGGACUGCAGUCUGAUGUUACCUGUCAAGUCUGCCAUGGCGUUUCCACAACGAUAGACCCGUUUUGGGACAUCAGUUUGGAUUUGCCAGGCUCCUCCACCCCGUUCUGGCCGCUGAGUCCGGGGAGCGAUGGCAGCGUCGUGAACGGGGAAAGCCACGUCUCGGGCACCACCACGCUCACAGACUGCUUGCGAAGGUUUACAAGGCCAGAACAUCUAGGAAGCAGUGCCAAAAUCAAAUGUAGUGGUUGCCAUAGCUACCAGGAAUCUACCAAACAACUCACUAUGAAGAAGUUACCCAUUGUGGCCUGUUUUCAUCUCAAACGGUUUGAACACUCAGCCAAACUGAGGCGGAAGAUCACUACGUAUGUCUCGUUUCCGCUGGAGCUGGACAUGACACCAUUCAUGGCUUCCAGUAAAGAGAGCAGAAUGAACGGGCAGUACCAGCAGCCGACGGAUAGUCUAAACAAUGAUAAUAAGUAUUCCUUGUUUGCAGUAGUUAAUCACCAGGGAACCUUGGAGAGCGGGCACUAUACCAGCUUCAUCCGGCAGCACAAGGACCAGUGGUUCAAGUGCGACGAUGCCAUUAUCACCAAGGCUAGCAUUAAGGAUGUGCUAGACAGUGAAGGAUAUUUGCUGUUCUAUCACAAACAGUUCCUGGAGUAUGAAUAGCCUUAUCCAGCAGCUUGUCAGAUAUAAACAAGGAAGAAAAUAAGCAAGCCUUCUGAAUCGACACACAAACCUACCUGAAAUGAAAAGACGCAUUAAAAACCAACUAGCACUGAGCUGUAACAGGACCUACUUGACACUGACUCAAAGCCUGAGGAGUAAGAAAUGAACAAUGUCCAACGUGUACGCAGUCCCGCAAGGACAGAAAGGGGGGAAAUAAAAAGAGGCUACGGUCAGUCACUUAACAGAGGAAACAUAAAAUGAAUGCUCUGGGUGGGGGAAAUGGGAGCAGAGGAGUCUGGGCACUGGUACAUCUCCUACGUUCCUCCAAAAUGUGUGUGGGAAGGCAAAGGGUUGGUUAUACCCUCAUCUCCAUAAAGCAUCUUCUCCAUUUGGUGCUUCAGCUCCAACGACCAAUCAUAUAACAGUUAAAAUUUAACAAUCCAAGCCCAUUUUUUUAUGCACAUGGGUCUGAACGCAGUAGAGUGGAGGAGGAAGGGAUGAUACACCUAAAGGACUUUGCAAGUAUCUUUUUAUUUGUGAAUUUUAGUUAUUAAAUAAAUACAGUAUGAAACUAUUAGGCUCUUUUUUUUCGACAACCGUGAAAGAAAUCCUGGAUUGUGGAACUGAAGCUGCAGUGCUCAGACAGGUUUUCAAGCAUGCCUGCUUGCACAGGUAACAUUCGAUGCCAUCGGACUGCUCAUCAAAAGCAUUAGCACAGAUUCUUUUCUGUUUGAGCCCUUUUUUUUUGUUUUGUUUUCUAUAAAUAGCUAUUUUCUUAAUUUUUUUCCUUUUAUUCCCUUUUUUUCACGAGAAUGAAAUUCAUAAAUGCAAGCAUCAGUAAAAACGAAUGAAUUGGCGUGUUUAUACUGUAAGAGUGGUCUUGGUUCUAUUUUUUAUUUUCUAUCUUGUGAAUAAGUUUGAAUUUCUCAAAA
Molecule: messenger RNA, 2631 nt
Organism: Columba livia (rock pigeon)
Lineage: Eukaryota; Metazoa; Chordata; Aves; Columbiformes; Columbidae
Gene: USP22
Product: ubiquitin specific peptidase 22
Exons: 14
Coding region: 122-1699 (525 amino acids)
Biological process (GO): protein deubiquitination
Molecular function (GO): zinc ion binding; cysteine-type deubiquitinase activity
Source: RefSeq, a predicted model, not a curated record